AUGUGGGGCCUGAGAAGAAGCCAUGGACACCACGAAGAAAGGGACACCAAAGAAGCAGUGAACAAGGCAGAGGCGCGGACACUUCGAAGAUAUAGUCUUUGUAGUCAAAUCAGUCUGCAGAAGCCCAGAAAAAAAGAAGUGGCCGAAUCUGGGGGAGACUUUCGGUCAGGCCUCCAGAACGGGGUUUUGGAAUUGCUGAUUCCCAUUCAGAACAGUUCGGAGCAAGGAUCCCAGUCGCAUCCUGAAGGCUGGGGCAAGAUCCUCACCUUUGACCAGCUAGCCCUGGAGUCUCCCAAGGGCCGAGGCACUGUGCUCUUGUCUGGUCCUCGGAAGGGUCGAAAGGUAUACUGGCAUUUUGGCAAGGCCCCAGGAACGCCACACAGCCAUACCAAACCCUAUGUCUAUUCCAAGGGCUGGAAGUUGGAAGUUCGAACAUGCCAAAGGCAGAAGGGCCGGCCGUGGCUAUAA
Molecule: messenger RNA, 468 nt
Organism: Cricetulus griseus (Chinese hamster)
Lineage: Eukaryota; Metazoa; Chordata; Mammalia; Rodentia; Cricetidae
Source: RefSeq, a predicted model, not a curated record